Messenger RNA from Microplitis mediator, 1985 nucleotides. RefSeq lists its product as uncharacterized. Bases 109 to 1572 code for a protein of 487 amino acids. The record is from RefSeq and is a predicted model, not a curated record. NCBI's taxonomy places the organism in Eukaryota, Metazoa, Arthropoda, Insecta, Hymenoptera, Braconidae. The transcript is spliced from 3 exons.
ACAAGAACUGAAAAAUAAUUUUUGGUUGCCAGUAUACCUGUAGUCGUUGCACUGAUCAGUCGAUAGUUUUGUGAUAAAUUAUUUCUCAAGUGAAUUAAAUUAUUAACCAUGGGACGUGAUUCUAGAAAGGUUUCAAGAGAACUUCGGAGUUCUGAAAAAAUUAAUAAGUCGCGUUCAGUCAAAAGAAAGAAUGUUUUUAAUCCGAAAACAGCCGAACGUGAUGAAAGUAUUCAGAGUACAUCUUCUAAAAAAUUAAAACAAAACACUGAAGAUGAUGUACCUGAAGACAGCAGUACUGAAUUUCGAAUAAUAAAUUUUAUUCAGGUAUUCACUGCAAUUUCUGCUCUUAUAAAAUGUAAAAAAUGUGAUGGAAAUGUAGUGUUUCAAACAGCAAGUACACGUGGGCUGGGAUUCAAAAUUGUAGUUGCAUGUAAUAACUGUGGAAAUGAAUAUAUUCCUUCCUGUUCUUUCGUUGGGCAUUCUUAUGAAAUAAACAGACGUUUCAUUUUUGUAAUGAGAAUACUAGGAAUAGGAUACGAAGGAUUGUGCAAGUUUUGCGGCCUGAUGGACAUGCCGUCUUUUUUAGAUAAAUCUACGCAUACAAUUUUACUGAAACAGAUUUUGAAUUGUAGUAAAGCCGUCGCAGAAACCUUCAUGACGAAAGCUGUGAAUGAAGAAAAGCAAGCAAUGCCAACAACUGAAAAUGAAGAUAUAAAUCAUCUAACUGUAUCGGGAGAUGGAACCUGGCAAAAACGGGGAUAUACAUCGUCAUUUGGAGUUUCUUCUAUAAUUGGCUAUUUUACUGGAAAGAUUCUUGACAUAAACAUUAAAAGUGCAUAUUGUAAGCUAUGUGAGUAUUGGAAAAAAAAAACAAAUACUGUUGAGUUCGAGGAAUGGUAUCAAUCGCAUGAAGAUGUGUGUUCUGCUAAUCAUCAAGGGUCUUCUGGGAAAAUGGAGGUGGAUGCGAUGGUCGAAAUGUUUUCGUAUUCUGAAACUAAAUAUGGAGUUAAGUAUGCCAACUAUAUUGGUGAUGGUGACUCCAAGACCUAUUCAGGAAUUAUAAAAUCAGAUCCUUACGAAAAUACAACUGUAAAUAAAAAGGAAUGUAUAGGGCAUGUCCAAAAGCGGAUGGGGAGUCGAUUACGUACGCUGAAGAGUAAACAAAAAGGUCUUGGUGGUCGAGGUAAGCUCACAGGAAAAUUAAUAGACAAACUAACUGUGUACUAUGGUUUAGCAAUACGCCGGCAUUGUGAUUCUAUUGAAAAUAUGAAAUCUGCUAUAAUGGCAACCUUUUAUCACUACGGCUCGAGUGAUGAAAAACCGAAUCAUGAUAUGUGUCCAAAAGGCGAAGAAUCUUGGUGCUCUUACCAGCGCGCUGAAGCAAGAGGAGAGCUUGAUACCUUUUCUCACGAUUAUUCUCCUUUACCUUCUGAUGUUUUAAAAGCUAUCAAGCCUAUAUACGAAGAUCUUAGUAAUGAAAAUUUACUUUCAAGAUGUGUAGGUGGAUUCAAUCAGAAUAAUAAUGAAAGCUUUAACCAACUAGUAUGGAAAAUAUGCCCAAAAACGUCUUGAUGAAUACACUAGGACUUAAUUGUGGGCCUAAUUCUCAUCGGUAUGCAGAAAGAAUGGAUGCUGCACGUAUCAAAGUAGCAGAUAAGCGCGCUAAUGAUAACACCCGAGAAGGUCGAUUGCAACGUAGGCACCAGCAAAUCGAUAUUUUGGAAGCUGCUAUGUCGGCUGAAGAGCUAUUAUAUGGUCCAGGAAUAGAUGACUCAGUAUGAAUCUCCAAGGACUUAUGAUGAUCACCGCAAAGGACUUCGGGAGGAACGGGCUCUACAAAAACAGCGAUAACUUUUUGAAUUAUUAAUUUUUUUUUUUGAAAUUUUCGUGAAGUCAAAUCGAAACGUGUUCUAAUAAAGCUAUGUUUUUAUUUUUGUCAAAUAAAGUAAUUAACUACAAAAAAAAAAUUAUUGAAAAUCAUCAUU